Molecule: messenger RNA, 1472 nt
Organism: Eurytemora carolleeae
Lineage: Eukaryota; Metazoa; Arthropoda; Copepoda; Calanoida; Temoridae
Gene: Coq9
Product: ubiquinone biosynthesis protein COQ9, mitochondrial
Exons: 7
Coding region: 57-980 (307 amino acids)
Biological process (GO): ubiquinone biosynthetic process
Cellular component (GO): mitochondrial inner membrane
Molecular function (GO): lipid binding
Source: RefSeq, a predicted model, not a curated record
CUGCUAAUGGUUAAAAAGUUUUAACAUCCGACUUAAAUUAACUAUUUGUAGAUCGGAUGAUAAUUUUUCAUAGUUCCGAUUGUUUACGAUAUCUUAUAAAUAUGUUACAUGUAGUUAAAAUGUGGUUGCAAAGAGGUUCUAGAUGCGUAUCUAGAGGUGCCAGACUUUUCCGUUCCCCGGCUAUAUCUGGAACCAAUAUAUCUUUAGGAUCUUUCCAGCAAUUAUCAAGUAGUCCUAUUUGUCAAGUGUCUCCCAGAGAAAACCUUGAGAAAGAAAGUAAGAAAGAGAAUGAAGAAACAAAAGAGAAACCGAACGAAGCAGACGAAGAGGAGGAAUUAAAGAAUAGAAUAUUAUCAGCUGGUUUAUCACAUGUCGGCAAGCAUGGAUGGACGAGACUGGCUCUGGCUGCCGGCGCCGAAUCGGCCGGAUAUAUUAGUGUUGUAUCGGGACUGUUCCCCCGGGAUGAAGAGUUGGUAUUUUACCAUAUUAGUGAGUGCAAUUCCAGGCUGGAUACAUGGAUGGAGGAGCAAAUUCAAGAGUAUAAGAGUAAAAAUGAGAAGAUCCCUAUUGGAAAGUUUAUCAAGUCUGCGGUCUCUAAAAGGUUGGAAAUGAACCAGGAGUUUAUUAAAACUGGAAGAUGGUCGGAAGCACUGGCUUUGAUGGGUAAGCCUCAGAAUUUGAGUGAAUCUGUAAGUUUACUGCAGCAGCUUUGUGAUGAUAUUUGGUUCAGGGCUGGAGAUAAAUCAGCGGAUAUGAACUGGUAUAGUAAAAGGGUGUUGCUAGCUGGAGUUAUAUCUUCUACAGAAUUAUUUAUGCUUCAGGACUCUUCACCACAGUUCAAGGAAACCUGGAAAUUUUUGGAUCGAAGAUUUGAAGAUAUAGCAGGAAUUCCUCAGCUGGGGAGUCUUCCACAGGAUUUGGUGGGAAUAAUCUUAGGCCUGGCUGUAACUGCGAAAAAUAUCGCCGGAAUACAAAAAUAGGAUAAAGUUUAUCCUGUUACUAUACUAUUAUUAUUAUACAGGGUUACCCACAAAGGAUGAGACUGUAGAGACGACCUUAUAUUCUUAUAUGUGACAAUUACAAGGUUGAAUUAAGUCUUUGCUUGGAAUCAUAAAUACAGAAGGAAGUAGACGGUAUAAAUUCCGUACAAUCGGCUCUGAAGUCUCAUCCUUUGUGGGUAACCCUGUACUAAUCAUUGCAGAUCUGGUUCACUUCAUUAAUAAUUAUAUUUCCCUCCCGAAAAAUUUUGUCUUAAACUGUUAAAAUUUAUUAUUAAAUGUCUACGUUAUUUUAAUCUAAAGACUUAAAAAUAUUUAUACCCUUAAUAACAUGUAUUGGGUUAAGAGGGCGAAAGGACUAUUGUAUUACGAGAACAGGAGUGGUUUGCAUCUCUGUCUUUAUUUAGUUUCUUGGUUAUUAACGUUUAUCAAUGGUAAAAGUCCAGAAUUAAUAAAUAAAAUUGAAAAAAAACA